Puccinia triticina is the source of this 591-nucleotide messenger RNA. RefSeq lists its product as uncharacterized. The coding region runs from base 1 to 591 and encodes 196 amino acids. The record is from RefSeq and is a predicted model, not a curated record. Lineage: Eukaryota; Fungi; Basidiomycota; Pucciniomycetes; Pucciniales; Pucciniaceae. The transcript has a single exon.
AUGAAGAUGGAUCCUGGCCACUCGCGUUGGAUAACCUUCCCCGGCCUCCCCCCCAACGUUACCCUCGGCUUCAGUAUCAUCAGCCAGGCCCUAAGCGCAGUUGAUCCCAGGCCACCAACCUCAGUACCUGCCAAUGCGUCGACCUGCCCAAGUCUGGAGCCGAUCCCCUGGGAGCCAUUGGCCCCCGUCAACUCAGACGCUCCUCGGACAUCAUCGCCUACGGCACACGCACAGGCACGGUAUGUCCCGCGAGUAUCCACUGGCGACGGGACGAAAGCCGCCCAAGUCUGGCCGUCACGCCCUUGGCCACUUGGAAACGGACCUCCGCAGCCAUCUCUUCGCUCGCCUUCGUGGACAAUAAUCAGGCCCUGCUCGUCGCCACGCCGACGGCCUCCCCUAUCUCGUCUCCGUCGCUGCCCAGCCCCGGCUCCUCUGCGAACUCGCUGGCUACAAUGGCGAACCUCUCGCAUCCAUCCGAUCCUCUUCUCUCCGCAGCUGGGAAGGACGGACAUGUCUUCAUUUGGAAUCGGCCCCCUCAAUCAUCCUCUCUUCCCGAUCCAUGACCAUCUAAAAUCACGACAUAACUGCUAA